Messenger RNA from Thlaspi arvense, 1105 nucleotides. The record is from the annotation of a GenBank genome assembly. Lineage: Eukaryota; Viridiplantae; Streptophyta; Magnoliopsida; Brassicales; Brassicaceae.
GCCAAAACAGACAUAAUCUUUAAUAAUGGAAAUCAUAUAAAUAGGGAACUCGAACUGACAGAGGAGCGGAUUCAGAGAGAUGACGACGAUAUCGCCGAGGCGUGACAGCGGAGGAAGAGCCAGCGACUGCCGCUCCUCGAAGAAGCAACGCCUUCCUUCUGUUUCUGAAGAAGAAUCUUCCGACGACUCAAGUUCCGGGGAAGAAACCGAAGUAGAAUUUCAAAAUGGCUCAAGCGAGAGCCGUGAAAGAGAGCUAGUGGUGCUGAGUGAUGAUAGCGACUCCGAGGACGAGAAAACAUACGCAGAGCUUCUUCGAUCAAGAAGACCACGAAGGCUUUCACCACCCAAAUCCCUAACGCUGCCGGAUUCUGACGUUCUCGACUGCCCUGAUUGCUUCGAGCCAUUGAGGAAGCCUAUCUUUCAGUGUAAUAAUGGCCAUCUGGCUUGUUCGGCGUGUUGCACCAAAUUGAAGAAGAGAUGUUUCUUUUGCGCAUUGCCUACCGGUGACAUUCGAUGCAGAGCCAUGGAGAAGGUCAUAAAAACAUGCGUAAUCUCAUGUCCCAAUGCAAAACACGGGUGUAAACAGAUCGCUACAUAUGGAAAAGAAGAAGCAAGCCAUGCGAAGCUGUGUCUUUUUACCCCAUGCUCAUGUCCCGUACUGGACUGUAACUACAUCGGUUCCUACAAGGAUCUGAACAACCACUUUCGCAUUACACACAAAAAGAGUCCUGGUGAAAUCAUGUCGAUUGAGUUCGGCCGUCAAGAAAUCUUUCGCCUUGACUUCAAUGAUGAUCCGGUUGUUUUUCAGAUGGAGAAAGAGGGUGAUCUGAUUGUAAUUCAAGGUUUCAAGGGAUCACACGGCGUGUAUGCCUCUGUGAGCCGUAUUGCACCUGUGGUUCCGGUAAUGGGUCAACUCUACUGCAGCAUAGCCAGACUCAAAGAGAAUAGCACACUAAGGCUUGAAUUCAUGGUGAAGAAUGUUCAGAAAGUGAGGGAGAAACAAGAGCAGCCUGAAGAUAGCUUCCUGUUAAUUCCAACUCAUAUGUUGAGGGGUGACCACUUGAAGAUGCAGAUUUGCAUCCGCCGUGAGUAUGUUCCUAGCUGA